AUGGCAGAUGAUGUAGUAGUACGAGUGGGUAUUGUUCUUGAUUUGAACUCCACAAAGGGAGAAAUGGCAAAGAGCUAUUUAUUGAUGGCGGUCUCUGAUUUCUACGCUGUGAAUUCCAAUUAUCGAACUAGACUCAGUCUAUUUAUCAGGGAUUCUAAGGGUGAUGUUAUUGGUGCUGCAUGUGCAGCUCUAGAUUUGAUGAAGAACGAAAAUGUGCAUGCCAUCAUCGGACCUCAAAGGUCAACACAAGCUAAGUUUGUCGCAAAACUUGGUGAUAAGGCUCAUGUUCCUAUACUUUCUUUCUCAGCCACAAGUCCCUUUCUUUCCCCAAACCAUAACCCAUUUUUCAUCCAGACAACCCAAGAUGAUUCAGCUCAAGUGAAAGCCUUAGCCACCUUAAUUCAAGCUUAUGGUUGGCGAGAAGUCAUUAUUAUCAAUGAAGACACAGAUUAUGGCAAUGACUUAAUUCUAUGGUUGAUAGAUGCUUUCCAAGAGGCUGAUGUCCGAUUGCCAUACAGAAGUGUCAUUUCUCCAUCUCCAAAAGAUAGUGAUAUUUUAGAGGAGCUUAACAAAUUAAAGGCAAUGCAAACAAGAAUAUUCCUUGUACACAUGUGUGCUUCUCUUGCCUCAAAGUUUUUUGUACUUGUAAAGAAUUCCGGAAUGAUGAGUGAAGGGUAUGCAUGGAUAAUGACACAAGGGCUAUCAAGUUCGUUAGAUACUAUUGACUCAAAGGUCUUGGAUUCAAUGCAAGGUGUUUUAGGAAUUAGGCCUUACACACAAAUUUCUAAAGGUCUAGAAGAUUUUGAAAGAAGAUGGAAAACAAAUCUCACCUCAGGAAAAACAAACUAUAAGACUUUUGGGUUAAACCUCUUUGGAUUACAAGCAUACGAUUCAAUUUGGGCAUUAGCAAUGGCAGUGGAGAAGGUCAAUAUAGAGAAUUCUAGCUUUUUAAAGCAAAAUGCUAGUGAAAGUAAAGUAGACCUUGCAGCCAUAGGAGUUUCUGAAAUUGGUCUAAGGCUUCUCAACACAAUUGCAAGCACUAGAUUUCAAGGCCUAAGUGGGGACUUUUAUUUGGUUAAGGGACAGUUGAAAGCUUCAAUCUUUGAAAUCUUCAAUAUGAUAGGACAAACCAAGAGGAUUAUUGGGUAUUGGAACACCAAGAAAGGACUUUCAAAAGAAGUAGAUGACAUUUGUACUAUAGCAUCCUCAAUAUUGAAGGACAAUCUUAAGCAACCAGUCUGGCCUGGAGACACAACAAACCAACCAAAAAAGUUAAGGAUUGGGGUUCCAGCAAGAGAUGGUUUUAAUGAGUUUAUAAACGUUAAAUGGUGUCCUCGUACCAAUAAACCAAAUAUAUCCGGGUUUUCAAUUGAUGUGUUUCUUGCUGUGUUGGAUAUGUUACCCUUCCCCCUUCCACAUGAAUUUGUGCCCUAUGUGACUAAAAAUGGACAGAGUGCAGGAACUUAUGAUGAACUUCUUUACCAAAUCAAACUUAAGAAGCUUGAUGCUGUGGUUGGAGACACAACAAUUGUGGCUAAUCGCUCCUUAUAUGUUGAUUUUACAUUACCUUACUCUGAAUCAGGUGUGUCAAUGGUGGUUUUGAUGAAAGAUAAUGAAAAGAAAAACAUAUGGAUUUUUUUAAAGCCGCUAAGCUGGGAACUUUGGUUAGCAAUCGGUUCAGCCUCCAUUUUUACAGGUUUGGUAACAUGGGUUCUUGAACACCAUGUAAAUACUAAGUUUAGAGGGCCCCCUGAUCAACAAAUUGGCACGAUUUUCUUGUUCUCCUUUGCAACGCUCACCUCUAGUUAUAGGGAGAAGGUAGUCAACAAUUUGUCAAGAUUUGUGCUGAUAAUAUGGGCCUUCAUGGUACUCAUCCUAACACAGAGUUACACGGCAAGCUUAGCUUCAAUGUUGACGGUACAACAAUUGAAACCUGAAUUUGUUGAUGUAAAAGAGAUCAAAAGGAAUGGUUACUUUGUAGGAUAUCAUAAUGAUUCCUUCGUUAGAGAGCUUCUCAUAAAACAGUUCAAUAUCGAUGAGUCCAAGUUGAAGCCUUAUAGAACCCCUGAGGAGUAUGAUGAAGCUCUGUCGAAUGGAACUCAUAAUGGUGGUGUAGCUGCUAUUUUUGAUGAGAUCCCUUACAUUAAGCUUUUCCUCUCAAAGUAUGGCUCUAGGUAUGCAAUGGUUGGACCAAUCUACAAAACUGAUGGAUUUGGCUUUGCCUUCCCACGUGGAUCCCCUCUAGUCUCUUACAUUUCAAGAGCAGUCUUGAAUGUCACUGAAGAUACAGAUAAGAUGACAGGAAUUAUGAGGAAAUAUUUUGAAACUCAAACUACAUGUGUAGAUGGAAGUGCUGAAAUCUCUACAGAUUCUCCUAGUCUUGGUGUGUAUAGCUUUGGGGGCCUUUUCAUCAUAGCUGGAGUGGCUUCCAUGUUUUCCCUAUUGAUAUAUGUGGUGAAGUUCCUUCACUUUCAUUGGCCAACCUCAAACAUUGUCCCUCCCAAAGGAUCCUUUUGGUUGAAACUCAUUGAGUUGGUAAAGCAUUUCGACCAAAAAGAUCUAUGUUCAUAUCCUUUUAGGAAAAAUGAAUCUCCACUAUGUCCUAAAAUAAGUCCUGAUGGCUUUGGAGCUUCACCUAGCAUAGAUGAUAAGCAAAAACAUUCAAGGACAAGCAGUGAAGGAGCAGACAAUGUUGCUACAGAUGAUGAUGACGAAAUUUUGUGA
Quercus robur (English oak) is the source of this 2724-nucleotide messenger RNA. RefSeq names its product glutamate receptor 2.8-like. Gene Ontology annotation, molecular function: signaling receptor activity; ligand-gated monoatomic ion channel activity. The record is from RefSeq and is a predicted model, not a curated record. The coding region runs from base 1 to 2724 and encodes 907 amino acids. The transcript is spliced from 5 exons. NCBI's taxonomy places the organism in Eukaryota, Viridiplantae, Streptophyta, Magnoliopsida, Fagales, Fagaceae. Gene Ontology annotation, cellular component: plasma membrane.